UCCGGCCAGCCCAGGAUCGUACUAUUACGCCGACGGGGAACAGCUUCCCUCGCGGGCAACUUGUCCGCCGCGCGGCCGACAUUAUCCGCUCGCUUGUUCGCCCCGUGGCCCGCGCAGCGCGCACCGAUUUCUCCCUCGCCAGGGCCGAGGAAAACAAAAAACGCCGGCCGCCGGAGCUGCCGCUCGUUUCUUCUCGCGCUACGCGACACGGGAAAGUGGCGUCUUCCGGGCGUCGUCGCGGUGGUCAGGUCGACGCGAGUGAACGGGAACCGGCGACGGUCACCGGUGUGCCGACGCUGCCCGCCGGCGCGCGGCUACGCGAGGAAACGUGGUCCCGGCGACGGAGAUGAUACGGGCCAGGUGAUCGCCGCUGGACACAGGGGUGUCUUCGAGCGAGAGGACAGGCAGGUCACCGGAGGGACUCGGAUGGAAAUAGCCGGGUCCGGGGCGUAAAUUGGUGACGCGGGAUCGUUCGCGGUGACGGGAAUAGGCGAGCGACGGCCGAGGCUGGGAGCAGCGGAAGAGACGUCGACGGCGUCGGCACCCGACGCCGCGUUUCCAGCUGGUUAACCGCACACUUCCAGAAUGGCUUGGAGGCAAGGGCCAUUAUUCUCGAGAUGCUGAAGGAAGUCGGUUGCGGUAGCAGCACACCCCCGCCAGGGGAUGGUGCGAUCAGCAAUCGCCAGGUCACCACCGGCGAGAACAACAACACGGACGCCAAUCUUGGUUGCGGGGGUUGCGGCAGGGAGAUAGCCGAGCGAUGGUACCUAAGGGCUGCGGAUCGUGCAUGGCAUUGCGGCUGUCUGCGCUGCUGCCAUUGCCGGGUCCCCUUGGCCGCCGAGUUGACGUGCUUCGCCAGGGACGGCAACAUCUACUGCAAAGAGGAUUAUUAUAGGUUGUUCGCCGUGUCAAGAUGCUCGCGUUGCCGGGCAGGCAUCUCCGCAUCGGAGCUGGUGAUGCGUGCCAGGGACCUGGUGUACCACGUGGCCUGCUUCACUUGCGCCUCCUGCGGCACCCCGCUGAACAAGGGUGAUCAUUUCGGGCAGAGGGACGGCCUGGUUUACUGUAGACCUCACUACGAGUUGCUCUGCUGCGCGGGCGAUUACGGGAGCGCGGCCGGAAGCAUCGAGGACAUCGGCUCGCCGGGGGUGUCGCCCCUUCCGGCUUAUUACAGCGCCGCGGAGCAGAGCCCGAUCACCUCGUCCGGCACGGUGCAGAAGGGCAGGCCCAGGAAGAGGAAGCUGUCUGAGGUGACCGGCUCCGAACUACCCGUCACGAUGAGGCUGGCCGCCGGUGCGCUUGAACUUCUCCAUCCCACCGAACUGUCUUCGUCCAUGGAAUCCCUGGCGGCGUACGACGCGUCUGUCGGAUCACCUGGUCCCGUGCACCAGAGCCAACGAACGAAGCGCAUGAGAACGAGCUUCAAGCAUCAUCAGUUGCGAACGAUGAAGAAUUAUUUUGCUAUAAAUCAGAACCCCGACGCGAAGGACCUCAAGCAACUGGCGCAAAAGACGGGACUCUCGAAGAGGGUGCUUCAGGUCUGGUUUCAAAACGCGCGCGCGAAAUGGCGACGGAACAUGAUGAGGCAGGAGGGCAACACGGCGGCGAGCAACGUAGGGUGUCCCGGGACCCCGGUGCCCUCGAACACCGGCGGUUCGCCGAACGUGGGACCGGCGGCGAGCAUCCUAGGGGACAGCAACAGCAUGCCGUCGACCUCGAUGGAGGAGCUGCACGCUCUUCAUCACCUACAUUCCGGCGUUUCCUCCCAGGUCUCGUUCUCCGAUCUUUACUGACGACGGCUUGAGAUGGAGGAAGACAGCUAUAGCAGCCUUUCCAGCCAUCUUGGAUGAAGGAUCGUCCGCGCGCCCUUCUUUCGGAACGACUUUCGACCGCCUUUUCGGGGGGGGAAUGGCGGUCCGCGCGACCUACUUGCUUUUCUUUCUAUUUUAUAUCCUCACGGUCGACGGAAGAGCAACCGGCCGCCGAAAACGGACACCGGUGUUCCGACAUUCACGGGGAUUUCCUCUUGAACAGGUGAACCUAAACAAUUGGGACACGCCGACGAUCUUCCCGGUGAGUAGCGAGAAAGUUGGCGAACUUCCAGGUAAACAGGUGGACGUCUCCAAAAAUGAGUACUCCUCUGGAUACCGAUGAAGUGUUGACCCGUUAGGAGGUCUUCAUUCGAUGCUAGUGUUCUUUCUUACCACGAACAUGCUAGAUUCUAGUAAGCCAUCGCCUCCGCUAGAAAGGGGCAGCUAUUAAAUACGAUGGUUACGUAACGACUACCGAUUUCGCAGACGUGAACCGCGCGUAAUAGGAGUAAAUAACUGUUCAUCCAUCAUGGGGAUCAUAACUAGUAGCCUCUUGUGUAUGGUCGGUAGAUCAGCUGACGGGACUCUGGAACGAUUUGCGAGCGAAUUGAACAAUGCUCACCGGGAAGUCGUCGGGUCUUGCGAUUCGAUCAGGCCGACGAGAGUCGGCGAUGAUCGACGGGUGUCCGAGAACGACAGAUUAUGUUUAAGUAAUCAGUGAUAAUAAUCAUAGUUCCAUGCACAUCCGAAUUACCAAAGGUACUAGGCGAUAGUUUAUCUCGCUAGCGCGAGCUGGGUAUUUGUGCGGAGAACGAGUCACCAUUAGAGAUUCCUCGGAGGGGGGAGUGGGCCGCGUUCGAUUAUGAAAAUGUCGCGCGGCGUUCCUUGGCUCGCGAAGUUAAUGAGGGCCGUUUAGCAUCUAAUUGGGAUUCGUCCGUUUUUCAGACGGAGUCUAUUAUCUGUUCUUUUUUCGUCUCGAUCGUACUCGAUUAUACACAGGAUAUUUGAAAGUUUUGUUUUCGCAAAACGGUGACAAUAUGUGCUGAGAGUAAAAGCGGGGGAAGACGUAGGUUCGUUAAUACUUUGUUAAUGAGCGGCGUCAACCUACGAAGCUGGGAGAUGAUAUUUGAAGACGGUAUUUGUGAACCAAGGUUUACAUCAUACAUAUACUGAUUAAUCGAUUGAUUUUCUCCGGUUUAUAACUGUAAUGUUUCGUGUAAUUAUAAUUGGACCAACGACGGUCUCGCUUCGAUACCUCGAUCCUGCCCUCGCGACACGCGGCCCCGACUUCGCGCGCUGCUUCUCUUCCUUGUUAGCCGAACCGAAGAAGUUAAUAGAGACUUUUUGAUAUCGAGAACGAUGACGAUUCGCGGCUAGGAUCGCGGAUGAACAGGUGACGUGUCUUGAAACGGCGUUCCUCUCCUCGUGCCAAAAUGUAGCUAAGAUACGAGUUUUUUCUACGGUGCCGCGCGAAUCCAAAGGGAUCACGGAUUAACCAAUGUCUGCAGCAUUCAGUUCGUCGAUCGUCGGUCUUGUCGAUACAGGAACAUUUGAGGAUUAUUUAACCUUGAACAUUCAUGUAAUUCCUUGACAUAGACACCUAAGAAAUUAUUUCCAUGUGAGUAUAAAAAUUCUUGAAGAAUUUAAAGUGGGAUUAAAUGUGUCUUUAAUAAUUCAAUGGUUAAUAUUUGCAUUCACGAUUUAAUGAGAACGAAAUUUACUUCCCUUUGCGUCUAAUUGUAAUAUAGACUCGUAAUUAUCAUUGAAGCUUCCCAACUCGAAGUCCAUGCAUGUUUAAUCGAUCCGUGCAUAAUGGACUGUAAUGUACGGAGUACAAUACACGAAUAUUCCUUUCGAAUAGUCCAUCUUUGGAUUCGAUCGGUACGAAAAUACACUCAUUCGACCACUGACGACACGGUAUGUAUAUUAGUGAGAAUGGAAAAAGAAUGAAGGAAAAUUAGCGGAGAACACGAACUCGCAGCAUUUUUAGCCAGAUUCAAGCCACACGUAUGGCACGAUUGCGAAUAUGGCUUCGGGGACAGUUUUCUUUUGAAAUAAUCGCGAGUCGAUGUGUAGCAAAGUGAUGGACACCAAACGUCGGUCUUUUUUUUCUGGCCAAUUAAGUUCACGCGAUUUAAAUUCCCGAGAUCGAACAAGAAGGUAAUAGGAACGAGAAUUCUUCUGCGCAAGAGAGAGAACGAGUGAGGUAGAGAUAGAUAGGGAGAGAUAGAGAGAUAGAUUGAUAGAUAGAGAGAGAGGGAGAGAGAGAGAAGAAAAAAUAAGUUUACUAUCAACCGAUGGAGUACAAUAUUUAUAAGCGGCGACGGCGUGAAGCAUUACGCUUGUUAAUUGCUGAACAAGAUGGCCGAUCGGAGGAUUCUAAAUCGUCUAAUUUACGUGCAAUUAUUCCGCGCGAACAGGAUCUCGUCAAUUAAACGUGUCUCUUCCUUUCCUUGUUUAGCUCGUUUUCCACUCAUUUUGCGACACAGAACCCGAGUCGUACAUAGUUUGCAUAGCUGGAGAAAAUGGCAACAGUCGCAUGUUAGGCAAGCGUAGCAUAGCGAUGAUUUCAUGUACGUCGGCGUCUUAAAGUGCGUGAACCAAUUAUG
Molecule: messenger RNA, 4420 nt
Organism: Nomia melanderi (Alkali bee)
Lineage: Eukaryota; Metazoa; Arthropoda; Insecta; Hymenoptera; Halictidae
Product: LIM/homeobox protein Lhx9
Biological process (GO): neuron differentiation; regulation of transcription by RNA polymerase II
Cellular component (GO): nucleus
Molecular function (GO): DNA-binding transcription factor activity, RNA polymerase II-specific; RNA polymerase II transcription regulatory region sequence-specific DNA binding
Source: RefSeq, a predicted model, not a curated record